This is a messenger RNA of Neopsephotus bourkii (Bourke's parrot), 2439 nucleotides long. RefSeq names its product coiled-coil domain-containing protein 171-like. The transcript is spliced from 8 exons. The record is from RefSeq and is a predicted model, not a curated record. Bases 1131 to 2183 code for a protein of 350 amino acids. Lineage: Eukaryota; Metazoa; Chordata; Aves; Psittaciformes; Psittacidae.
CUGUGGUGUUAUCCUCACAAUGUGUAAAAAGAAAUUCUGUAACUUAAAAAAGCUACAGUAUUUUUUUUCUGUUUAUACUUUUAAGUAAAUGUUUUAAUUCACUGCAGCAACAGGAGAUCUGCUGUACUACUGAAUGUAAAUAAGCUCUUCCAUGCUUGUCAUCUUACACUGAUAGUAUCAUAAGACAAGUAAUGACAGAUUAAGACCUGCCUAGCAGAGGGAAAACUAAAUUACAAGACUUUUAUUAAGGCAUAAAUAAACCUAUUAACUGUUAUCUGGAAUACCAAUUAGUGGAAGGAGCGCUGACAAUUUUAUUUAUCAACAUUAAACACAAUUAUUAAUUACAGACCUGACGAAUCCAGCAGUAAGCAGGACAUGUUGGGUGUGCUGGGGCCUUAAGUCCAUUAUAUGAGAAGGAUGAUUACCAAAAUCCUGUGGGGAAAUAAGUAAUUGUAGCUGUAAAAUUUUAAUUGCCUUGGAAUAAGGUAAAUUAUAUUCUCUUGUCUCAGAAUAUAAAUAGUAUGGCAUUAAGGUACCAAGCCUCACUAAUUUUGAACAGCAAAUGAUUUAGACAUCUAUAGAGGGAAGGGAAGAAGAGCCAGGAAACCCUCAGAAAUUUGCAUUGUAAAUAUUGCAAUAAAGUAAUUUACCAUGUGCUAUCACAUCUGACAUCUUGACCUGGCUUGCAUGUACUUGUAUCCAUCUUACAUGUUUUAUGAAUUACAAAAUUCGGACAUCAAAGAAAGACUUGACAAAGCAUAGCAUUGGAGGAGAAUAUAAAAACAACUAAAAAAUUACUCUUUGACAAACAAAUCCUAUUCUAACGAUCUUAUCCUACUCUUCUACCCAAAGAUUGAUAGGAGUAGAGUAUUCAUUGCUAAAUACAGAAUUUGUCUGAAAGCCUUUCUGAGAUAUUUCCUGUGAGCUCAGUCUUCUACUUCUUAAUGGAAAUUUCCUACUGAAUAUUUUAAAGAUGCUAUUUAUUGUUGUUGCUUUUUACCACUGAAGAAAGCCCCAAAACUAAUAAACUUCGUGAUGUUUCUUUGUUGUUGUUGUUUCUUAAAGAUCCAAAGGCCCGGCUUUCUGAAAAUGUACUUGUAAAUGCAGCCAGGAACUCCUUUUCAAAACUUAUGAACAAGCUGAAUGUAAUAAUGGAGACUGGAACAGACAGCAGGAGCAUUACUUACCUGGAGAAAAACUCCUUGGUACAGAGAUUGGCUCAUGGACUUCAUAAAAUAAAUACCCAGGCCCUGGAAGCUGGAUUAUGUGACAGACUACCUGUUACGAAAAGUAUAGCAUCUUUGCAAAAGAAGAUAUUUGAAUUUACACAAAGACUUCAUACAACGGAGGUGGAACGCCAUUCACUGCGCCUAAAACUUGCUGAAUUUAAAUGGAAUUUCAGUGAGAUGAAAAAAGAAGCUGGAAAAGCCCAGAGCCUCCAAAAGCAAUUAAAUAUGUUUAAGCAAUCUAAAUUGAUCACCCAUGAGAGGUUUGAAGGUGUGUGUGAAGAAUUAAAUAACGCAUUACAUCGGGAGCAUCAGGCACAAGUGCUUUUGAAUGAACAGGCGCAACAGCUACAGGAGUUAAAUAAGAAACUAUUAUUGCACUCCAGUGAAGAAGCAAACAAAAACCAAGUCUUAAGUGAAACUGUAAAGAGACUCUCCGAGGCAAAGAUGGAGCUGAGAAGAAAAGAUCAAUCUCUGCGUCAGCUCAAUAGACUUCUUACCCAGCUGGAGCAGGACAAGCGUCGACUGAAAGAGAGCAUCCAUGAUGCAGAGAGUGCCCUCUGCAUGGCAGUAAAAGACAAACAAUUGAUAAUUAGUCACAUGAUAUCUGUGGAAGCCACUCUUCAUAAGGUCAGAGAUCAGACCUUGCUGUCACGGACUGCGGCAACCAGGAAUGACUUCACCCUGCAGCUACCCAAACUGCACCCAGAGACCUUUGCAGUGGAAGGGCUGAAGGGCAUGCCAGAGGUUAUGGCAUUUCAGGCCAUGGUUAAAAGUUUUAUGGAUGUCUACGAGCUUGCAAGUUCCAGAAUUGACAUGCUGCUGAGAGAAGCAGCAUCUCAUAAGCUUCCCCCUGCAGCCCCAAAGUCCAAGAGCCAAACAGUUUGUCUUCAUGAAAAUCAGAACCUGCAAUUGGAGCCAAGAGGGAGUUCAAACAUCACCAUGGCUUCAAGCUAGGAAUUCAGCCUGACCAGAGCUGUAUCCCAGAUAUUUUGGCAUUGCAAGCUGAACCUGACACAUGCUACAGUUUUAUGCACAAUAGAGCCAGUUUUCAGUCUUCAGUCUAUUCCUUCAGCCUGAGUGUCACAUCCAGUCCCAAAAGAACAAUGGAAAAUGGAUUUUCAGAUUCUUUGUAUCAAUAAUCUUUUAGAAGGAAAAAAUUGCAUUAAUGUAAAAUGAUGCAAUUAAAGUGCAAUUUUGUUGCUACCCUUGA